UUCCGUCCGUUCUUACAGGUCAAUCUCAACAACCAAGUCAAUAUGUCUUUUAGAGGAGGAGGUCGCGGUGGCUUUGCCACUGGUGCCAAUCGCGGAGGUUCCUUCGGUGGCCGUGGUGGCCGCGGAGGCUUCCAGCAGCCAAUGGGACCACCAGCACAAGUUCUGGAGAUGGGAUCUUUCAUGCAUGCCUGUGAGGGCGAGAUGGUCUGCGAGUCGAUCAACCCGAAGAUUCCUUAUUUCAAUGCCCCUAUCUACCUGGAGAACAAAACUCCUAUCGGAAAGGUUGACGAAGUUCUUGGCCCUAUCAACCAGGUCUACUUCACCAUCAAGCCUCAGGAAGGAAUUGUCGCAACUUCUUUCAAGCCUGGUGACAAGGUCUACAUCGGUGGGGAUAAGCUCCUGCCAUUGGAGAAGUAUGGAUUACUCCUCUACGUGUACGUUGCGAACAGGGCUGACUUGAUGAUCAUAGGUUUCUUCCUAAGCCUAAGCCGCCACCGGGUGCUGCUAAGCCUAAGAGAGCUGGAGGUGCUACCAGGGGUGGUCCUCGCGGUGGUAGAGGAGGCCCUCGUGGUGGAGCGAGAGGUGGACGCGGCGGAUUUGGCGCCCCUAGAGGCGGAGGCGGCUUCCGCGGUGGAGCGAGAGGAGGUGGAGGCUUCCGUGGUGGAAGCGGUGGCUUCUCCAGGGGAGGCGGCAGAGGAGGACCUCGUGGUGGAGGUUUCCGACGUUAGACAGUCUCCGUCUUGCUUAGCACUGUCUUAUUACGGCGUUAUGGGAAAACGGGAGCUUUUGCAGGAACUUUUUGUGUCAAUUUUUCUGUGCAUCCUAGACUUCGAAUUGAGCAUGUCUCGUAGAUCAUCGGCCAUGCCGUCGAAUACAUCUACGAAUAGCGGUGUCCCGCCUGCCGGUGACGGAGGUCAGGAAAAGCAGAAGAUGCUUUUGUCGGCGGAAACAGGGCACUUCAGCUUGGUCAGGGCUUUGCAUCUUGCAGAUCUAGUAACUGAGCUUAACGUUAUGUCCGUCCUCUCGUCUAUGCGUUACUGUCUAGGAGACCCUCAUGAAUAUGGUGCCAUCUGGUCUGCGCUUGGAUUUAUGCCUUUCGGACUUUUCUUUGAUUUCAUGGAUGGAAAGAUUGCAAGGUGGAGGAACAAGUCAUCGCUCAUGGGACAAGAGCUCGAUUCAUUGGCAGAUCUGAUUUCUUUUGGUAUGGCACCGGCCGCGGCAGCCUUCGCUCUUGGAGUCCGCACAAAUGUCGACCACCUCCUCCUAGCCUUCUUCGUCCUUUGUGGCCUGACACGGCUAGCCCGGUUCAACGUGACGGUUGCCGUACUUCCCAAGGACAAGACUGGAAAGUCUAAGUAUUUCGAGGGCACGCCAAUUCCCACCACACUGUCCAUUGCUGCGCUCAUGGGUUACUGGGUUUCUCAGGGAUGGAUUCAAGAAGAUCUCCCACUAGGCGUUAUUGCGCAGGGCACAGCCCUUGAAUUCCACCCUGUGGCAUUGUUGUUCGUCCUGCAUGGCUGUCUGAUGGUCAGCAAGUCUAUACAUAUUCCCAAACCCUGA
Aspergillus nomiae NRRL 13137 is the source of this 1560-nucleotide messenger RNA. RefSeq lists its product as uncharacterized. The transcript has 10 exons. Lineage: Eukaryota; Fungi; Ascomycota; Eurotiomycetes; Eurotiales; Aspergillaceae. The coding region runs from base 43 to 1560 and encodes 505 amino acids. The record is from RefSeq and is a predicted model, not a curated record. Gene Ontology annotation, molecular function: box H/ACA snoRNA binding; phosphotransferase activity, for other substituted phosphate groups. Gene Ontology annotation, biological process: snoRNA guided rRNA pseudouridine synthesis; phospholipid biosynthetic process; ribosome biogenesis. Gene Ontology annotation, cellular component: box H/ACA snoRNP complex; membrane.